CCCACAUCCGAUGUUUAUGUCGCUACAGAGUGUUCCUAAUGCUCCACGCAUGUCUUACAUCCCUGCACUUCAUCCUUUUCCUUUUCCUCCCUUCACGCCAAAUACUUUCCCACCACUACAUCGAAAUGGAGUUUUGGUAGGACAUUACAACAGCGAAUGUCCACCUCAGCCCCGAAAGUUAUUUAUUGGUGGUUUGAGUCACGAAACUACCGACGAGCAGCUACGGCAGUAUUAUUCACAAUGGGGUACUGUGGUGGACUGUAUAGUUAUCAGGGAUCCACAGACAAAGUAUUCACGUGGAUUUGGAUUUGUUACAUUUGCAACUAUACAAAUGGCUGAGGCUGCUAUGGCUGACAGACCUCACACUAUAAACAAUAAGGUGGUUGAUCCAAAGCGGGCUAUACCUCGUGAACAGAUGUCACCCCUCCUUCCGAAUCAUCCUCCAUCGUUCCUAGAAAUUGAGCCUGAUCCGGGAUGCAAGUUAUCCUUAUCAGGAAUACAUUGGGCAUGGCACACUGUUGAUGACUUGCGACAGUAUUUUGACAAUUUCGGGACUGUUGAGCAAGUUGAAAUUUUGGGCAAUCCUAGAGGACUUGGUUUUGUUGUUUUCGAAAGCAAACCUUCCGCAGAUAAAUGUUUGGAACAUGGGAAAAUCCACAUAAUCAAUGGCCAGAAAUGUGAAAUUACUCGCAACCCAAUUGAACAUUCCAUCUAUCAGCGCAAUGAUACGUAUGAUGGUAAUGAUUCGGAAAUAGUCGACGAUCAACCUGAUUCUGCUAGUGCCAGUGGGCACGAAACACCCGAUGACGGCUCUGUAAAAGCUCUUGAGAAUGGCUUCGCGAACAGUUUGAGCUUCGUCGAGACGGAAAAUGCUUGCAGUUCCUGUGAUGCUGAUGCUGUUCAGAAAUUGAAGAGAAGUGCAGAAAACAAGAAAGUUAUCAAACUGUCAAAAACAGAGGAGGAUGUAAAUGUAAACUCCGCCAAAGAGGUAGACGAUAAAAAGGAUGUGAAUGAUAAGCGGGAUAAAAAGAUACUGAGAACUGAUAAGAAGAAGGUUAAGAAAACAAGCAAAAAUUAGGAAGUGUAAGCUCAGGAUUAGUGGCAGUUUAUUCUAUUUUGUUUUUUUUAAUGUUUUGACUACUGAAAUAGCUGUUCCGAAUUCAUGUCAUUCUUUAUGUUCUGCAUUCUAUUUCUCUAACUCUGUUUCAGUCAGCGGACUUCUGCUUAGUUGCCUUACUGCUAGUAAUACUGUAUUUGUAAAUGACUUAUAGAUACUGGGAAUUUUUUGUGUAGCGGUCAUUUAUAUAGUUACAUCUAAUGCUUUGUUUGAUUGCAAGAAUAGCUAGUAUUUUUCUUUCCUUUUCUG
This is a messenger RNA of Loa loa (African eye worm), 1366 nucleotides long. RefSeq lists its product as hypothetical. The transcript has 5 exons. Gene Ontology annotation, molecular function: RNA binding. The record is from RefSeq and is a predicted model, not a curated record. Bases 11 to 1078 code for a protein of 355 amino acids. Gene Ontology annotation, cellular component: cytoplasm. Lineage: Eukaryota; Metazoa; Nematoda; Chromadorea; Rhabditida; Onchocercidae.